Molecule: messenger RNA, 1707 nt
Organism: Gasterosteus aculeatus aculeatus (three-spined stickleback)
Lineage: Eukaryota; Metazoa; Chordata; Actinopteri; Perciformes; Gasterosteidae
Gene: hspbap1
Product: hspb associated protein 1
Source: RefSeq, a predicted model, not a curated record
UUGUUGUCCAAAUAUACUCCUGCGCAUGCGCGAGCGGAAGUUUGCUCCCAGGCCGAAACUGUCGUCACCGUUGCCGCCAUUUUGGCUCGUCCGGUGCGUUGAACUAACGGAGCGGAGCCGCAAUGGAAUCCGCAGCGAGGCGCUGCGUGAGGUAGACGUCGCCGGACACUGGUCAUGUGAUGUUUGUUUACUUCCGCCCGAGUCUCAACUGCACGUGGAGUGUAAGGUCAUGGCCUCCCCCGCCCCUCCCAAACCCUUCGGCCCAGAGGAGACCCGGAGGCUUCUCCAUCGCCUGCAGACGCCCGCCGUCUUCCCUGACAUGGCCGCCGGCUGGCCGGCGCUGCUCUGGACCGCAGAGCGCCUGUCCCGCUGCCUCGGGGACCAAGUGGUCCAGUUCCGACUCGGAAGGAAAGAGGAGAUGAACGCCCCCCUGUUUGAGACCCAGUGCUCCUACGUGGAGGCCACACUGGAGCAAUUCCUCAGCUGGACGCGACCUCAGACCGGGUCUCGCCUGGGGCCCUUCUGUGAGUACCCCAGCUCGGAGUACUGGGCCUACGCCGACUACAAGUACAUCGCCCUGCUGCUGCAGGACCGCCCCGCCAUGUUCCAGGAUGUGAGGUGGUCCGACUUUGGCUUUGAGGGGCGUGACGGGAGGGAGAGCACCUUGUGGGUCGGCUCGGCGCGGGCCAACACGCCGUGCCACCUGGACUCGUACGGCUGCAACCUGGUGCUGCAGGUGGAGGGUCGGAAGCGCUGGCACCUCUUCCCCCCAGAGGACACCGCCCACCUCUACCCGACCCGGAUCCCCUACGAGGAGUCCAGCGUCUUCAGCCAGGUCCACGUGGUCCGCCCGGACCUCAGCAGGUUCCCUUUGUUCCGGGGGUCCAGAGCCCACGAGGUCACUCUGGAGCCCGGACAGGUUGACCUGUGGUCUGCUCAGGUGCUGUUUGUGCCCAGACACUGGUGGCACUACGUGGAGUCACUGGAUCCCGUCACGGUCAGCAUCAACUCCUGGAUCGAGCUGGAAGCGGACGCCGUGGAGCGAGUCGGCGAGGCCGUGGCGAAGGCCGUGGUCUGUGCGCUGAAGAGCGAGGACGACCCUGACGACUGGCUCAACCCCACCGAGGAGGGCGUGGCCCCCCAUCGGGACAACAUGCGCUCUUUGAACCUGGCGCUGAGAGCUUGUGACCGGCGAGACGCCGGAGGACGGAUCCGGGAGAGCAGCAGUGACUCCGGGCCCCCGAAGGUUCCCUUUGGACCUCAUCUGGUCCCUGUACGCCGCCAGAAGGACGCCGUUCCACCACAGACCACCGGGGGUCAGGAGGUCACCUCCUCCGGAGAAGAGGCCCCCAUAACCACCAACGACCUGCUGGACUGCCUGCUGCACCCUGACGUGGUCGCCCGGGUCACCGAGCUGCUGCUGCAGAGACACACAGGAAGUGACGGGAGCGCCCCCCCCCCUCCUGAUGCUAAAGACACUCCCUGCACGGCCUCGCCUCGACUCCUGUCUCGUCCCCACGGACAAGAGGACUUCGGCUAAUCGGGACUUGAUUUCCUGGCUAAUCCGGUUUGUUUCCCUCCAGAGGCUCACAAACAUGGCUGCUCCAAUCGGGUUAGCAUGCUAAUGAGCCGCGACACUCGUGACGUCUCCGUGUCCCCGAGCGACCGCAGAGGGAUGAGGACAAAUAAACGAGAUAUUCGGUGAAA